CGAAGCCCUCCGCCAUGCUACUUCCGGCGCUCCUCCGUCGUUCCCUCAUCCUUAGUGGCACCCCAUCUUCCACCGCUCGCGGCGGCCACAGCCUCCAUUUCUCGGUUUUUCACGAGCUGAAAUCUACAUUCGCCUUGAGCAACACCUCCGAAACCAUUUCCGAAGAGAAGAAUGAGAAGAAAGGAUUUAAUAGAUGGUUCACGUUGCCUCCCUACACUGCGACUGUCGACGGCUCGGUUUUAGGUAAUCGAAUUCUGAACCAAGGAUCUCAAGCAGAAGAUGAAACUUCCACUACUGCAAUCACCGCUCUGAAAUGGGUGCUUCGCUGCUGCCCGGAGCUGCCAAGGAGCCUCGUACAGAAGCUAUUUCGCCUUAGAAAGAUUCGAAGAGGUUCUUCUAUGAUUGAGAGUUCGGAAUGUAAUUUGGAAGCUCAAAACCAACUUAAAAGAGUGGCAGCCAAGGAUAUUUUGAACGUAGGUGAUCAAAUUUUUCUCCCUAUCUCGGUUCAAGUAUUUCCUAGAGAGAGAGCACGGGAUUAUUGCAAUAAAGAAGAAGAGAAAUUUAUGCAUAGUCUAGUUUUGUAUAAGGAUCCAGCAAUAAUUGUUAUCAAUAAACCUCCUGGCUUGCCUGUUCAGGGUGGUAUUGGCAUCACAAGGAGUUUAGACGAACUGGCUGCAAGUUGUCUAAGUUAUGACUACUCAGAACCACCUCGGCUUGUACAUAGGCUUGACAGGGACAGUAGUGGCAUCUUGGUAAUGGGCAGGACUUCCACAAGUACUUCAGUUCUCCAUUCUAUCUUCCGUGAGAAAACUUUUGGGGCAUCAAAACAUCAUGUUGAUAGUGAGAAAAAGAUUUUGCAGAAAAAGUAUUGGGCACUUGUAAUUGGUUCUCCGAGACGUCCAAAUGGAUUGAUUACAGCCCCACUAGGAAAGAUUGUGCUGGACGAUGGAAGAUCUGAGAAAAUUAUGGUCAUUGACAAUGCCGAAUCUAUGGCUUUUCAGCAAGCAAUUACUACUUAUAGAGUGAUUAAAUCUCAUCAUGGAUACACUUGGUUGGAGUUGUGUCCCCUCACUGGAAGAAAACAUCAGCUUCGUGUACACUGUGCUGAGGUAUUAGGAACACCGAUAGUUGGCGACUACAAAUAUGGAUGGCAAGCACAUAGAAAUUGGGAACCAUUUCCUUCUAAUUUCCACAAGAACCAAGGAAAGAAACAAUCCCUUCCAUUUGGUCUUGAUUUUGAAAAUGGAAGUGUUGCAGAAAAUAGCCCUCGCCUACACCUUCACUGUAAACAAUUGGCUUUACCAAAUGUUUCUGGCGCACUGCCUAAUGAUUCUCUAGAUCAUGACUUCUCAGAAUUGGAAUGUCUGGAGUUGGAUGCUCCUUUGCCUUCAUACAUGCGGAGAAGUUGGGAUAUCAUAAAUAAUUAAAUUGCCAUCAAAUUAUCAAAUUGAAGGAAACAAAGCCCUGCUUUAACCUUCGCCCUGAGCAAUUGAUAUUUUACCCAAUCUCUGCAAAAUGAUUCUCUCGCAGGGACAGAGUGCGGCGGGUAACUCGGGUUGGAUGCUCCUUCACCUUCAGAUGUGCAAAGAGGUUGGGAUAUUGUAACUCAUCAAAUUGUGACCAUACUACAAGAAUUUAGAAGUUAUUACAUUCAUCAGCAUCAUCUUAGAAUUUAGUUUCUUUAGCCAUGUUCUCUGCCUCUGGAUUACUCAAUCAGGAAUAGUUAUGGGGUUGCUUCUUGAUGCUAUUCCAUAUUUGAAACAUGGUUAUUUUACAGUCAAUGGAGCUGUCUUCUUCUGCUGUAUUUGGCUGAAUCCCCAUUUUGGAAGGCAUGAAGCAAGAAGAAUUUACACGACUGUCUUGGCAUUGCGUAUCCAAUUUGGAAAAAGCUGAAAAGGUUGGUCCAGACUGAACUCUGUCAAAUCUGAAGCACCGAUUUGCUAAACUCAUUAUGUAGUUUCUCUUUUCUCGCGCAGUCUCAUGUUAUGAAUCAUCUUCAAAAUUUCAUAGCAUUUUCCUUCUAGUUGCCAUGUUUUUCCCACUAACAAUUGUAAUUUAAAGUUGUUAAUAAUUUAGUAUUUAUUGUGAA
Molecule: messenger RNA, 2089 nt
Organism: Momordica charantia (bitter melon)
Lineage: Eukaryota; Viridiplantae; Streptophyta; Magnoliopsida; Cucurbitales; Cucurbitaceae
Product: Pseudouridine synthase family protein
Biological process (GO): enzyme-directed rRNA pseudouridine synthesis
Molecular function (GO): pseudouridine synthase activity; RNA binding
Source: RefSeq, a predicted model, not a curated record